AAUCUUGCCAUGAACCGAUUAAGCGCGAUCGUUUUACAUCUCGUUUUUGUGGCGCUUCAUGUCGAAGCAGACGCAUAUGGCCCGGAUUAUCCCAUGGGAUCAGAUUAUGAGAGUCUUAAACCAAGCCUUGCUAUUGUUUUAGGAGUUCUAAGUGUUAUGUUUGUGCUAACUUUUCUUCUUCUUGCAUAUGCGAAAUUCUGCCACAGAAGAGUCUCUGCCAAUCGAAAUCCUCAACAGACUGGGAUCAUCAGCGCAAGCCGUAGAUUUUCAGGCAUAGAUAAGACAGUUAUUGAGUCACUUCCUUUCUUUAGAUUCUCAUCUCUAAAGGGCUCAAAGGAAGGGCUGGAAUGUGCAGUCUGUUUGUCGAAAUUCGAAGACAUCGAAGUUCUUCGGUUACUGCCAAAAUGCAAUCAUGCCUUUCACAUUAACUGCAUUGAUCAUUGGCUUGAGAAGCACUCUAGCUGUCCUCUUUGCAGGCACAGAGUUAGUUCUGAGGAUUUAAAACUAAUCACCUACUCAGAUAGUGCAAGAUUCUUAUGGAACAACCAAUCAGAGAUGAGAGAAGACUCAAACAACAUGGAGUUAUUUGUUCAAAGGGAAGAAAGCCAUAGAGGAUCUUCAAGAUUCAGCAUAGGAAGCAGCUUUAGGAAGAUUCAUGAAAAGGGUCAUCAUAAAGAAGAGGAAUUGUUGAUUCAACAAGAAACUGAGGCAGAUCAGAAAGUCUUCCAUAAGCACAACCAUAAGAUACUUGUAUCAGAUUUUGUGUUCAAGAACAGGUGGAGCAAUGUGAGUUCUUCUGACCUCAUAUUCUUAAGCUCCGAAAUGCUCAACGACAAGUCAAGCGGUAGAUUCGCUUCCACAGAUUGGAACAACGAUCCAACAUCCACCCGAAAAGCAGUGGAAAAUGGGGAGAUGAUGAAGACCAAGGAAGAAAUGGAGAUGAAAAAAUCGUUUGAGAGCAAGGUUGGAACAAUUAGUACUUCGGUUUCAAACCCGGUUCCUAGUUCUGCUUUUGAGGACGAGGCAAGUACUUCGAGUCACACAUCAAGAUCGGUGAUGAACUCCGGUGAACAGAGAUCGGUCUCGGAAAUCACUGCCUUUUCAAGGUAUGGAGAUUUGGGUGGGAAGAACAGGAUUGGAGAGUCAUCUUCUUUGUUUGAAAACAAUGUGAAAGAGGAAAGAAUGAGAAGAGCUUGGUUGCCUAUUGCGAGAAGAACAGUUCAAUGGUUUGCCAACAGAGAGAAAAGGUCUCAAUUGUCACAGAAUCCACCAAGACAGACCUUAGAUGUUUGA
This is a messenger RNA of Morus notabilis, 1293 nucleotides long. RefSeq names its product E3 ubiquitin-protein ligase ATL42. The record is from RefSeq and is a predicted model, not a curated record. Bases 10 to 1293 code for a protein of 427 amino acids. The transcript has a single exon. Lineage: Eukaryota; Viridiplantae; Streptophyta; Magnoliopsida; Rosales; Moraceae.